Molecule: messenger RNA, 1467 nt
Organism: Ceraceosorus bombacis
Lineage: Eukaryota; Fungi; Basidiomycota; Exobasidiomycetes; Ceraceosorales; Ceraceosoraceae
Source: the annotation of a GenBank genome assembly
AUGUCGACUGCCAAGACGUGAGCAUCUACGGGCCCGUACUGCACUGGUUCCUGGAAGGCCAGACAGCCAUGAGAGAGGUGGAAACUCAAUACUGACGCAUGAUCCCUCCUUUUCCGCUUACCCCCUCUGCUGCUACUCGCUGAACCUGCCUGUCACUCGCCUCUUUUCUGUACUGGCUGUGUGGCGCAUAUUCUCGAUCGCAGUACCGUUCCUUCCAAGCAGGACGUGCUCCUGCCCGAGACUUUGCUCAAGAAGCGCAAGUCUGACGCCAAGUCGCGCGAGGAGAAGGCGGCCGCCGCUGUCGAGAAGCGCAAGGUGAGCAUCGGAUGCCGAGCAAAGUGCACGACUGCUGCAAUGUCAACACAUGGGCUCGGGCAACCAGGGGCAUGGCGAGCCAUCCGAUUUAGGCAUGGCGGACGACCGCAUGGCAGAUGAUGGGAAGGGUGUGGGAGGCAGCGGCGAUGAUUUGAGGGUUGGGAGUAAAAGUGAUCUGGAAAGGAGGAGCUCGAACCCGCGAAGAUGCAAAACAACCAUCUGUUUUGGCUAGCUAUGCGAUGCUGCCAGCAAAUUAACCAUCUUUCGGGUCUGACGCGGGUCGUCAAAACUCCAGCGGACGAGCACUGGAUACGCGCAGUUCAGCAUCACCUGGGCAGGCUCGAUGUUGCUUGGUGCUGUGCCGUUCUAUGGCAGCUGGGAUUGAGCAUGUGCUGACAUCGACCCAUUGCAUCCACUCAGGCCAAUUGGCAAAAGCGCGCCAAGAUCUUCAAGCGCGCCGAGCAGUACACGCGCGAGUACAAGAACCAGGAGCGCGAGCAGAUCCGCCUUCGCAGGGCUGCCAAGGCUUCGGGCGACUUCUACGUCGAGGCUCAGCCCAAGCUCGUGUUCGUCAUCCGUCUGCGUGGUAUCUGCAACAUUGCGCCCAAGCCCCGCAAGAUCUUGCAAUUGCUGCGUCUCUUGCAAAUCAACAAUGGUGUCUUCCUUCGUCUGACCAAGGCCACCGCCCAAAUGCUGCAACUGGUUCAACCUUACGUCACUUACGGCCCUCCCAACCUCAAGUCUGUCAGGGAACUCAUCUACAAGCGUGGAUACGCUAAGAUCGACCGUCAAAGAAUUCCUUUGUCCGACAACAGCAUCAUCGAGAAGCACCUCGGCCAAUACGGUAUCAUCUCCAUUGAGGACCUUGUUCACGAGAUCUACACAGUCGGCCCGAACUUCAAGCAGGCAAACUCCUUCUUGUGGUCCUUCAAGCUCCCCAACCCUAACGGUGGAUGGGCCAACCGCAAGUUGACUCCUGUUGUGCAAGGUGGAGAGUGAGUGGCUGAGUCCUGGAACAGGUCGCCGCCGGACCGGAUGGAUCGGGACUGUCGUCGUUGCGAUACGCUGACUGACUGUCCGUACACUUGACUCCUCUGCAGCGCCGGUGACCGCGAGGACGCCAUCAACAAGCUCAUUCGACGCAUGAACUAA